Messenger RNA from Gopherus evgoodei (Goodes thornscrub tortoise), 1647 nucleotides. Its product is annotated as myosin-13-like. The coding region runs from base 1 to 1647 and encodes 548 amino acids. The record is from RefSeq and is a predicted model, not a curated record. Gene Ontology annotation, molecular function: actin filament binding; microfilament motor activity; ATP binding. Lineage: Eukaryota; Metazoa; Chordata; Testudines; Testudinidae. The transcript has 14 exons. Gene Ontology annotation, cellular component: cytoplasm; vesicle; myosin complex. Gene Ontology annotation, biological process: vesicle transport along actin filament; actin filament organization.
AUGAGCUUAGAUGUGGAGAUAUCGAUCUUUGGAGUUGCUGCUCCCUAUCUGCGGAAGCCUGAGAAGGAGAGGAUUGAGGCCCAGAAUCGCCCAUUUGAUGCUAAUGGAGCCUGCUUUGUAAUCGAUGAUAAAGAAAUGUAUUUGAAAGGAAUCAUCCAAAGCAGGGAGAGUGACAAAGUCACAGUCAAAACAUAUGAUGACAGAACUGUGACUGCCAAGGAUGACCAAGUCUCCCCCAUGAAUCCUCCCAAAUAUGAUAAAGUCGAGGACAUGGUGAUGAUGACCCACCUCCAUGAGCCUACUGUCUUGUAUAACCUCAAAGAGCAUUACGCAGCCUGGAUGAUAUAUACCUACUCAGGCCUCUUCUGUGUCAUUGUCAACCACUACAAGUGGCUGCCAGUGUACAACUGUGAGGUGGUGGCUGCUUACAGGGGCAAAAAGUGUCAAGAAGCCCCACCCCACAUCUUCUCCAUCUCUGACAAUGCCUAUCAGUUCAUGUUAACUGGGGCAGCCACGGGACUCCACAUGCUGCCCCCAGUGCAGGUUCUGAAGCUCCUAUUGGCCAGGAACCACGGCCAAUGGAAACUGCAGGGCGGAGAGUCUGGUGCUGGGAAGACUGUGAACACCAAGCGUGUCAUCCAGUACUUUGCAACAAUUGCAGUUGCUGGGGAGAAGAAGAAAGAUCAGCAGCCUAGCAAAAUGCAGGGAACCCUGGAGGAUCAAAUCAUCCAGGCCAACCCACUCCUGGAGGCCUUUGGCAAUGCCAAGACAGUGAGGAACGACAACUCUUCACGUUUUGGCAAAUUCAUCCGGAUCCACUUUGGGACCACAGGGAAGCUGGCUUCAGCAGAUAUUGAAACUUGUCUCCUGGAGAAAUCCCAGGUAACAUUUCAGUUGGCUAGUGAAAGGAGCUAUCAUAUUUUUUACCAGAUAAUGUCCAAUAAGAAGCCCCAGCUCAUUGAUCUGCUUCUCAUUUCCACCAACCGCUACGACUUCCCCUUUGUGAGUCAAGGCGAACUUACUGUCGCCAGCAUAGAUGACAGUGAGGAGCUGAUGGCUACAGAUAGUGCCAUUGAAAUCCUGAGUUUCAACCCUGAGGAGAAGGUGGGAAUCUACAACCUGACAGGGGCAGUCAUGCAGAAGGUCAGGCAGAAGCAACAAGAGGAGCGGGAUGUUCCUUCCUUUUUGCUAGUGGCUGACAAAGUUGGUUACCUGAUUGGUCUGAAUUCUGAUGACUUACUGAAGGCUUUGCGCUAUCCAAGGGUGAAAGUUGGGAAUGAAUAUGUGGCCAAGGGACAAAAUGUCCAGCAGGUGCACAAUUCGGUGGGGGCUCUAGCUAAGUUGGUCUAUGAGAAGAUGUUCCUAUGGAUGGUCACACGCAUCAACCAGCAGCUGGAUACUAAGCAGCCCAGGCAGCAUUUUAUUGGUGUCCUGGACAUUGCUGGCUUUGAGAUAUUUGAUUUUAAUAGCCUGGAGCAGCUAUGCAUCAGCUUCACCAAUGAGAAACUGCAACAGUUUUUCAACCAUCACAUGUUUGUGCUGGAGCAGGAGGAGUACAAGAAGGAAGGAAUCAAAAGGAAGUUCAUUGACUUUGGGAUGGACCUGGCUGCCUGUAUUGAGCUCACUGAGAAGGUUCCCUAUGUUUAG